This is a messenger RNA of Phalaenopsis equestris, 1191 nucleotides long. Its product is annotated as caffeic acid 3-O-methyltransferase-like. Bases 59 to 1132 code for a protein of 357 amino acids. Lineage: Eukaryota; Viridiplantae; Streptophyta; Magnoliopsida; Asparagales; Orchidaceae. The transcript is spliced from 4 exons. Gene Ontology annotation, molecular function: S-adenosylmethionine-dependent methyltransferase activity; O-methyltransferase activity; protein dimerization activity. Gene Ontology annotation, biological process: methylation. The record is from RefSeq and is a predicted model, not a curated record.
GUAUUUUUUAUCUUUAAAAAGUGAAGCUGCAUCUCCGAAGUCGAUCGAGAAAAACAAAAUGAGUGAUACACAAAGAGAAGAAGAGGAACCUUUCAUUGCUGCCAUGCUACUCUGCUACUCCCAAACUUUUAGUAGGACUGUGCAAGCAGCAUUUGAUCUUGGCAUCUUCGAGAUAUUGGCUGAGCCAGGUCCCAACACCCAGCUGACUGCCUGCGAGAUCGCCGGAAAAUUGUCCGGAUGUAACCAUGAGAAAGCUGCAACCAUGCUGGAUAACAUUCUAGGAUAUCUUGCUUCUCAUUCUAUCCUCACCUGUACUGCUUCCUCCUCAUCCAACGAAACAGGCCGCCUAAGGAAGCAAUAUGGGUUAACACCAAUGAGCAGGCUCUUGGCUAAGAACCAUGAUGGACCUUCUUUGGCGCCUUUUAUGUUCAUGACUAAUCUUAUGACUUUUGAAGAUACCUGGAAACAGUUGAAGGAAGCAUUGCAAGAGGGAGUAAGUCCCUUCAAGAAAGCUCAUGGUUUGACAACGUAUGAGUUUUUUGCUAAGAAUCCUACAUAUUCUGAUGUUUUUAAUGAAGCCAUGGCUAGCAAUGGAAAUAUAGUGAUGGAGAAGAUGGUUGAGGAGUAUGAAGGCCUAAAGCAAGUAACAGAGCUCAUUGAUGUUGGUGGUGGUAUUGGAACUUCGUUGAAAAAGAUCAUUUCUAAGUAUCCACAUAUUAAAGGGAUUAAUUUUGAUCUUCCUCAUGUUGUUUCUGAGGCACCAGCACUCCCAGGUGUACAACAUGUUGGUGGGGACAUGUUUAUCAUGAUACCAAGCGGAGAAGCCAUUUUCUUAAAGUGGAUUCUUCAUAAUUGGAAUGAUGAGAAAUGUCUGCUAAUUUUAAAAAAUUGUUGGAGGGCAUUGCCAACUUAUGGAAAAGUGAUCCUUAUGGAGCACAUUCUGCCGGAGUUUCCUGAAGCAAAUAUAACUACGCAACAAAUAUACACCAUGAAUAUGAUAAUGACAAUAUAUUUUGAAGCAAAAGUGCGGACUGAGAAAGAGUAUCGAUCAUUAGCUCACAAAGCAGGGUUUUCUGAAUUCAAAAUUUUGUGCAAGGUAUUUGAUUAUCAUGUAAUGGAGUUUUUAAAAUGACAUAUGCAUGAAAAAAAACAUAUCUCAAGUUGAACUCUUAUUAAGAAAAAAUAAAAUUA